Molecule: messenger RNA, 4187 nt
Organism: Homalodisca vitripennis (glassy-winged sharpshooter)
Lineage: Eukaryota; Metazoa; Arthropoda; Insecta; Hemiptera; Cicadellidae
Product: dynein axonemal heavy chain 7-like
Exons: 19
Coding region: 209-3823 (1204 amino acids)
Biological process (GO): microtubule-based movement
Cellular component (GO): dynein complex
Molecular function (GO): minus-end-directed microtubule motor activity; dynein light intermediate chain binding; dynein intermediate chain binding
Source: RefSeq, a predicted model, not a curated record
CAAUACUUACCCAAUAAGGACUUUAAGCCCCACAUUGUGGCCAAGGCUUCCAGUGCUGCUGAAGGCCUCUGCAAGUGGGUCAUUGCCAUGGACAUGUAUGACGCUGUUGCAAAGGAAGUGGCUCCUAAGAAGGUUAAAUUGGAGAUAGCAGAGAAGGAGUUUGCUGCGACAAUGGGCCAUCUUAGAAGAGAAGAGAGCCCAGGUGAGGAUGCUGGAAGAGAAGCUGAUGGACUUGAAUGCCAAGCUGGAGGCUGCACAACAACGCAAGAAGGUGCUGGAAGAUGAGGUGGGCAUGUGCGAGAGCAAACUUUGGAAGGCCCAAAGACUGAUAGGAGGAUUAGGGGAAGAAAAAGGGAGGUGGAUGGAAAAUGUGGAAGGACUACAAGAUUCCUUUAACAAUCUGGCGGGAGACAUCUUGCUUUCCUGUGGCGUCAUAGCCUACCUGGCCCCUCUCACAUUUCCGUUCAGGCAAACCUUGAUCAGAGACUGGUGUGAGAUGUGUACGAACCUUGAGAUCCCCAGUUCAGGGAAGUUCAAGUUUGUCAAUGUGCUUGGAUUUGACAUUAACAUCCAAAACUGGAAUAUUGAUGGACUACCACGGGAUGAAUUCUCCAUUCAAAAUGCUGUUAUAUUAGAAUGCACCGACAGAUGUCCAUUGUUAGUGGAUCCCCAAGGGCAUGCCAAUCGCUGGAUCAAGGCUAAAGAGAAGUCCAAUAACCUCAAAGUGGUCAGGCCUUCAGAUCAAGAUUACAUGAAGAUCGUGGAGACAAGCCUGAGUGUUGGUAACCCUGUAUUGUUGGAAAACGUUGAAGAAGAUCUAAAAGCAGUCAUUCUCAGUCCCUUUUUUGUAAAACGACCUGACAGUGGUAACCUGCGAAGUCCUUGUAUAUACAUCACCACUAGGCUGCAGAACCCUGUAUUCUCUCCCACGGUGUUCAACAACUUCUCUGUCGUUAACUUCACCUUGACUCUUAACGGGCUUCAGGACAAACUACUUGAUAUCGUCAUUGCAAAGGAAAGACCUGUCUCCAACGAAAUACAGAUAACCAUCAUUUCAAACUCUGAAAAUAAAACAAAACUGCAGCAUUUAAAAGAUCCUGGAAAAUUUGUCACACUAUCAGUGGAUAUAAAAGAAAAACAAAGAGAAGCCAAAAUAGUGGAGGAAGAGAUAUAUUUGUAUUGCAAGCAAUAUUUUGGUGUGGUGGAGCACUCGGCUCGGCUUUACUUCUGUGUGACAAAUCUGGUUAACAUCAACUACAUGUAUCAGUUCUCUUUGGAUUGGUUCAUCAAAACAUAUAGUGUGUCUAUAGAUACUGCGAAUAAAUCUCAAGUCAUGGAAACUCGGCUACAAUAUCUCGAAGACAGGAUUACUUACAACCUGUAUAAGAACGUAUGUUGCUCUCUCUUUGAAAAACACAGAAUUCUUUUCUCUCUACUUCUGUGUACCACAAUUCAACUGGCAAAUAACGAAAUACGAGAAGAUGACUUAAACUAUUUCCUGGGUGGAUACAGUGAAACAACCAGCGAAAACAAUCCCACCUCUUGGCUAAGUGAAUCCGCAUGGAAACUCAUCUGUGGUCUGGACACGCUUUCGUCUUUUACGGGAUUCGCCUCCAGCUUUUCCAGCAACCAUUUGGAAUGGGAAUCUGCUCAACAGACAGUUCCCUUGGAGUUUCCAGCUCCGUGGAAUUCUUCACUGAAUCGUUUUCAAAAAUUAAUUGUGAUCAAGAUCAUUUAUCCAGAUCAGAUGAUGGAUUAUAUAUUCCGGUACAUAGUAGACAGCAUGGGGUCCCAGUACACUAGACCAUCUAAUUGUGACAUCUCAACUCUGUUUGAGGACUCCAACUGCCUCACACCUCUCCUGUUGGUGGUUUCCUCAGGUUCAGAUCCCCUGGCUAGGCUUGAACAGUUUGCAAAGAGGAAGCAGUUCUCCAACCGGUUACAUACCAUCUCUCUAGGGUUGGAUCAGGAGGAUAAAGCUACUGCCGUGGUGGAGCAGUGCAGGGAGGAUGGCAGCUGGGUGUGCCUGCAGAACUGUCACUUGGCUCUCGACUACAUGCCCACCCUGGAGAGGCUCUGUGACAGUCUGACACUGCACAACACCAACAUGGAGUUCCGGCUGUGGCUUACUUGCUCGCCUGUUACUCAGUUCCCAAUGUCACUUCUGCAAGGCAGUGUUAAAAUGACAACCGAUUUGCUCUCUGGCCUCAAACAAAGACUGUUGCACAGCUUCAUGUCUGAGCCAAUUUCUGAUGAGGACUUCUUUUAUGGCUGUCCCGGCAAGGACCGUGCCUUCGGCAAGCUCUUGUACUCCCUCUCGUUCCUCCACGCUGUCGUACAAGAACGGCUCAAGUACGGCCAUGCAGGCUGGAACAUUCCUUAUGAGUUCACAGAAGUUGACUUCCACAUCUCCGUACAUCAGCUGCAGAUGUACAUAAACAAGUACACAGAUAUACCAUAUGACAUAAUACAGUACGUGGUGGGAGAGUGCAACUAUGGAGGGAGAUUGCACGAUGAGAGAGACCAACGUUUGCUCAACAAUCUCGUCGGAGACUUGAUUAAUAUCCGAGUGGCGGAGACUCCCAACUACCCACUCUCUAGUGUUGGCCACCAAUACCACAUCCCCCUCAGGUUUGAGUACCACGACUUCAUAGUUUCCAUUCAGGCAUUACCGGAUAAUCCAACAGCUGAGGUGUUUGGCCUUAACUGUAAUGCUGAAAUAGAACACAACAUCAAUGUCACACAAGAACUUGUUGCCACCCUGAUGCUGCUACAGCCAAAUGCAACGAGGAAGAAACAUUGGCCCGAUGAUUCCACUUUUGCUUCUGUAGAAUCCAUCAUAGAAAAAUUACCAAGCAAAGUCAGUUCUAAAAGUGAAUCAACUGAAGACACUAAAGUUAAACCUAAAGACCUUGAAGUAGAUAAAGGUCUUGAUGUUGAAGUUACAGAUCAAGAUAAAGACAACAGUGAUUUUGAAAUAGACGCUUCAGGUUCUAACAUUGAGUCUUUAGAACUUGAACUAGAGGAAGAAACUACAGAUCAAGUAGAGGACACUAGCAACGAAGUACAAGAUUCAAGUUUAAAUGAAGCCCGUGAUGAGGUCGAUGUUUUAAGACCACCUGAUGGCCUGGCAAUCGUAUUAGCUCAGGAAUGCAAGUCAUAUAACAAUUUACUGUCAACAAUUCGAAGUUCACUGCUAGCCUUUAAAGGAGCAUUCCUCGGAAUUUCUGAAACCUCCGAAGACAUUGAAAAUCUGGGCUUUCAACUGGAAAGGAAUGAAAUUCCGACUUCUUGGCUAAAAGUUUCCUACUCUACCAGCAAGACACUAGGUGGCUACAUUGAUGACUUGACAAAUCGUCUGAUGUGUUUAAAGGAGUGGUGCUGCAAGGGAAUCCAACAGGAGGUAUGGCUUCCGGGUCUCUUCUGUCCCCAAGCAUUGUUGAUGACGGUUCUCCACCAAUACUCCCGAACCAGCAAUGUACCCUUCCACCAGCUGGGCUAUGAUCACGUUGUUUUACACAAUUCUGAAGCUCCAGAGCCUUCUGGUCUGGUGGUCUGGGGUCUCCACCUUCAGGGAGCUCACUGGGACCAUUCAUUAUCUACAAUACAAGAACAGAUCCCGAGGGUUUUCUUCAGUGAAAUGCCCAGGAUAUGGUUCAAGCCCUGUUUGAAGAGUGAUGUCCUACAGGACUGCAGAUAUCACUGUCCUGUAUACACCACAACGUCUAGAGGCGAAUAUGUCACUCAUGUCAUGCUUCACACUCACACCCCCUCUCACUGGGUUUACAGAGGAGUUGUUCUCUUAUGUCAACUCGACAACUAAAACUCAAUUAUCAUGUUUAUGUACAUACAUUUGUAUGUGUGUGUAUACUACUUAACAUGUUCACUGUGGUGAACGCACCUAAUUACUUGGAACUAAUUUGAAUGAGUGUAACCACAGUAAAUUUGUUACAAUAUUUACAGUACUGUACUAGAGCGGUAUAAUCAGGAUGAUCUGAGUGAGAGCAACACCGCAGUCAAUGUGUAAACUCUUAGGCACUCAGGAUGUGUCACUCCUGGUUUACUGACAUGUGUGAAUACAUAAACACGUUAACGUAAUGACAUGUCUUUGUUCUCAUUGUUUAUUUUGUGAUGUUCUUUCUGAUGUUUGUUCACAAAAUUGUAAAUAAACAGUUUUUGUACUUUUA